Molecule: messenger RNA, 408 nt
Organism: Arthroderma uncinatum
Lineage: Eukaryota; Fungi; Ascomycota; Eurotiomycetes; Onygenales; Arthrodermataceae
Product: Transcription factor
Exons: 3
Coding region: 1-408 (135 amino acids)
Source: RefSeq, a predicted model, not a curated record
AUGCUGUCUCCGAAACAAACUGCAACUGCCAGGACACGGCGCCCGCUAGCCUGCGUGCUGUGUCAACAACGCAAGAUCAAGUCAAACCGCCAGCAACGCCGUAGAUUUCCUGAGAGAGAGCUUCUGGCGCGCCUGCGACACUAUGAGGGCUUGCUCCGCCAACACAAUGUCAAGUUCGACCCUCUCCAUACGCGGGAUGGCCGCGAGAAGCCACCGGAUGGCGUACAGUCAGAGGGAAUCAUUCCCGAGGCGGACACGACAGAGAAGAACGCCGGUGUCGGGUCUAGGUCCGUGGACAUUUGGCGUGCCAUGGGUCAAAAGGGGGAUCCCAAGGAUGGUGAUGAUGGAAACGACGGCGAAGACGAUGAAAACGAUAGUGGUUUCUUGCAUGCCAAUGAUGAUAUCUGA